AUGAAUCUCCAUUAUUUCAUCUUACUCUAUCUUGCAACAUCAAGUCUCUCUUAUUUUGUGCAAUCCAAAAAUGAUGGUUUUAGCAUUGAACUCAUUCAUCGCGACUCACCAAAAUCACCAUUCUAUAACCCUGCCUUAAAUCAAAGGCAACUAAUGUACAACGCGUUACAACAUUCCAUCAAUCGAGCAAGUUUCUUAUGGUCAAAUUCUCAAUUAUCAACCUCUAUAAUUCCUGAUAUAAACGGAGUAUAUCUCACAAAAAUUUCAAUUGGUACGAAACCAAGUGCCAAACUAGCUGUGGUUGACACUGGUAGUGAUCUUAUAUGGAUACAAUGCCAACCUUGUAUCCAUUGCUACAAACAAGAAAGUCCAAUUUUUAAUCCAAAAAAUUCGUCUACUUAUAGACUAAUUUCUUGUAACUCUACUAGAUGCAAGAAUCUUCCUGGAAGCACUUGCGAUAGCAAAAAAAAGACGUGUUCAUAUUAUGCAGGGUAUAACGAUCAAUCGUUCAGUUUUGGUGAUCUAGCGAGUGAUACAUUCACAUUCGACGAUGCAACGAAUAUUACUCGUCGAAUGAGAUUGUCCUUCCCCAACAUAACUUUUGGUUGUGGAAGGAGAAAUAAUAUCAGUAUACGUGAUGUUGAGACAACUGGAAUUAUUGGUCUUGGUGCUUCACCAUAUUCACUUGUGUCCCAAAUUAAUUUAACAUUUGGGCAUAAAUUUUCAUAUUGUUUAGUCCCAUUCUUCCAAUUGAAUGUGUCUAGCAGAUUGAGUUUUGGAGAAAAAGCUUUAAUUUCUUCAAGUAAGCAUAUGGUUACAACUCCAUUAUUUUUAAAACCUCCAAAAGUUUAUUAUUUCCUAAAGUUAUUAGGAAUUUCCAUUGGGAAUAAAAUAAUUCGAUUUCAUAACACAUCAAAAAAUGUUCACGAUGGAGGGAAGAUUGCUAUAGAUUCGGGGACCACAAUUACUUUUUUACCAAAAUAUAUGUAUUCAGAGAUGAAGACAAUAAUGAAGGGGGAAAUAAAAUUGAAGCCCCUAAGAAGCAACACAACACGAUUCUUUCACUUGUGCUAUCGAGGCUUGCGUGUUUCAGAUGUUCCACUGGUAACAUUUGAAUUUCAAAAUGCAAAGUUGGAGUUGGAGGCGAUAAAUAGUUUUGUUAAUAUCGGAUAUGACGUUAUUUGCCUUGCUUUUGCCCCAACAAAACAUUUGCCUAUAUUUGGCAAUAUAGCACAAACUAAUUUCUUUGUUGCCUAUGAUCUUGACAAGAAAACUGUUUCUUUUAAACCCCAAAAUUGUGCCAAAUUGUAA
Molecule: messenger RNA, 1311 nt
Organism: Solanum dulcamara
Lineage: Eukaryota; Viridiplantae; Streptophyta; Magnoliopsida; Solanales; Solanaceae
Product: aspartic proteinase CDR1-like
Exons: 1
Coding region: 1-1311 (436 amino acids)
Biological process (GO): proteolysis
Cellular component (GO): extracellular region
Molecular function (GO): aspartic-type endopeptidase activity
Source: RefSeq, a predicted model, not a curated record